Molecule: messenger RNA, 2118 nt
Organism: Oldenlandia corymbosa var. corymbosa
Lineage: Eukaryota; Viridiplantae; Streptophyta; Magnoliopsida; Gentianales; Rubiaceae
Source: the annotation of a GenBank genome assembly
AAAAAUAAAAAAUAAAAAAAAAUUCCAAACCAGCACAGCCCACAGGAAAAAUUAAAAGCAGAAUCCAAUUCCAACCUUUUUUUACCCCAAAUUCCAAGAAGCCGCCGUAUCCAAUCCAAUCAAAUCAUCCUUCUCCCCAUUGAAAGGAAUCCUUUCAUCAACUAAAUUCCAGUCAGCCUGACAAAAGAUCUCCAAAAAAGCGCUACUCCCACGCGACUUCCGCGUGCCAUAUAUGCUCUGUUCUCUUGUCUAUAUAAAGUCUUCGUCUCCAAUGCAAAAAUCAGCAACUGUGUAGCUGAGCUGCUUGAUUAUAGAGAGAAAGAUGCAGUCACUACAGCAGAAGGCGUCGGUGUGGAGUGGGGUGGAUACCCAAGACGCGUUUGCAAUCGACGAAACUAAUCUUUAUGAGAAGCUUGGCCUUCCGGCCUUCGUCAAUCUCUCCACCGAUUUCUACAAUAGGGUUUACAGUGACGAUGAAGAAUGGUUUCGGUCAAUUUUCGCUAGUUCAAAUAAGGAAGAUGCCAUUCAAAAUCAAUACGAGUUCUUUGUUCAACGAAUGGGAGGCCCUCCCCUCUUUUCUCAGAGAAGAGGUCAUCCUGCUUUGAUUGGACGCCAUCGACCAUUCCCAGUUACUCAUCGAGCAGCAGAGAGGUGGUUACACCACAUGCAACAAGCACUAGAUAGCUCGUCAGACAUUGACUCUGAUUCUAAAACAAAAAUGAUGAACUUCUUUAGGUAAAUGGGAUUUUCUUAUUUGUUUCGCCAAUCGUUGCUGCAUAGAGAGUGUAAUUAUUCAACACAAUGCUGAAAUAUUUUUCUCAGGCAUACAGCAUUUUUUCUUGUGGCUGGAGAUGAGUUGAAGGGUCAAAACCAAGGAGUUGCCUGUAAGCAUGCAACUGCCAAACCAGCUGCAGAAUAACUUGAAAGGAGUCUCUCCUUAUACCAUGUAACAAGAAUGAAGAAGACAUUGAUGUAGAAGAUUUUAUUUGUGAAAUUGCAAAUCUAAUCUCUACACGGUGAUUACCAUGUAGUUAACAUUCUUUUGAACAUUUCGAUCAGAGUAGUGAGAUAAGGGAAGAUUGGCUUCAGAAUGUGUAGUAGUACUAUUAAAGAUGUACAAUAUCAUUUACACUUCCAUUAUCUUUUUGAAAAGUUCAAUUCAUUAGUGCUGAAAUUGGCAUAAUCGGUUGUUACUACAUUGAUCAAACUGUGAAUGAAAAUACUCUUCCAGUUUUGAUAAUUAAGAUACCAUUUGGCAACAUACUUGUUACAAGAAGUUGAAAGUUUCACAAUCUGAUGACUAAACAACUGUAUUUACAGGCAAGGAACUUCAAGAGAAAUCUACACCAUGGGCUAAGCUAUAAGCAGAAUCCCGGAAACAUACCGGAAUUUUUCAAGGCUGGAUGAAAAGGAGAAAACCACGUACUGAAAUCAGCUAAUUUAUGAUACAUGCGGAUGUACAAAACCUUGGUAACUACGAAUCCAUGAACUGUUUAAACCUCAACGAUCUUGAUGGAUCAGCAUAUCUAGCUGAGAAGGAUCUGAACAGAUAAUCCGGUCCAUCCAUCUGCCCUGACCCUUCAUCGAAAUUCUGCAUAUAAGAUUCAGGGUCAUAAGGAGUUGCAGAUGAAGAUUUAUUACCACCACUCUUCUUCUUCUUCCUUCUGAUCUUUCUCCAAAACUUAAGCCAUUUGGGCUUGUUCUCAUACUCCGCAUUCAAAUUCGCUUGCCUGCCGCCUAACCGGACGCUUGAACAGCGUGAAUUACUCCACCCUCCGAUGCUCAUUCCGAUAUUGAGCCCAGAGGACUUUAUAUAUUUUUUUCCUGCAACUUUUCUUUGCCCGAAAUGCUGAGAGUUUCUUUGAGCUCUGCAAAAUGAAAAACCUCUAUGAAGUUGUGGGGCGUUAUGGCUUUCUUUAUAGUAAUACUACAUCGAAGAUGAUUAAUUAAUGUUAGAAAAGAUACUGAAAAGGUUUUUGGAUAGAAUAUGAGGCUUUUUAGUAUAGAAUUUAACGGAAAUUCAUAAAUUAAAGAUAAAAAAAAAGGAUGCAUAUCUGGCAGCAAAGACUAAAAAUUUAUUAGCCGCGUCUUUUUAGUAAAACAAAAGGCAUGUUUAAG